Pecten maximus is the source of this 929-nucleotide messenger RNA. Its product is annotated as nuclear nucleic acid-binding protein C1D-like. The transcript has 6 exons. Gene Ontology annotation, molecular function: DNA binding; RNA binding. Gene Ontology annotation, biological process: maturation of 5.8S rRNA; regulation of gene expression. The record is from RefSeq and is a predicted model, not a curated record. Lineage: Eukaryota; Metazoa; Mollusca; Bivalvia; Pectinida; Pectinidae. Gene Ontology annotation, cellular component: nucleolus; exosome (RNase complex). Bases 165 to 782 code for a protein of 205 amino acids.
CACCAAGUUAUUCAUUUCCGGUAAAAACAACAACCACGAGUUUGGAAGUCUUACUGAUGAACGUGUAGGGAAAUGUCUCGUAACAUACAUAGAUAGUCGACAGCCAGCAUCUUUGACAGAUAUUAAGUUUAUGUUUGAAGGCGUUCCUGCUGUAAACAAAAAACAUGGAGACAGCAGAAGAGAGUGAAAAUGCUAUACCCUCAGAAUUGAAGGAAAAAUUGGCAGCGUUUGACACUUCAUUAUCAGAUAUGGAAAAAGUCAUCCGCCCCUGGCUUGAAGUACCAGAGAGUGAGCUACAUGAAAAGUUAUCUCCCCUUGACAAAGCCAAGUUGGAUUUGGUUGGUGCUUAUACAAUUAAUUCAUUGUUUUGGAUGUACCUGAAUGUGUGUGGAGAGAAACCUAAAGAGCAUGCUGUAAAACAGGAACUGGACCGCAUCAGGAGCUACAUGACGAGGGUGAAGGAUGUACAGGACAAACUUACCAUCAUGCCACAUAUUGACAAAGAUGCCGCCAAACGUUUCCAGAGGAAUGCCUUGUGGCAAGCGGCCAAAAGUCAACAGGGACCAGAUAAUGCUGAGGGUUCAGCUGGUACAGGUGAACACAGUAAGAAAGUGGCUACCACUGGUGCGUCAUCCGAGGAUCCAAUCAUUGUACCUGGUGCUACGCCGAAAAAAAGGAAACACAAGGAUGACGAUGAAGGAUAUGAUGAUGGCACAGGAUUAGGGGAAAAACAAGGAGAAAAACAAAGAAAGAAAAAGAAGAAAAAGAAAGAUAAAAAAUAACUGCUGAUCAAUUGCGUAAAAAGAUUUUUUUAAGGUCGUGAGUUUUGUAAGGUGAAUAGUGAGGACUUUGAAAGGAAAAAGAGUGUAAAAAUGUUACCAGGUGACAGUGAUUGUUGAAAUAUACAGAAAUUUUUUUUUUUCUGAUUU